Lampris incognitus (smalleye Pacific opah) is the source of this 1323-nucleotide messenger RNA. RefSeq names its product beaded filament structural protein 2, phakinin (gene bfsp2). Gene Ontology annotation, cellular component: intermediate filament. Gene Ontology annotation, molecular function: structural molecule activity. Gene Ontology annotation, biological process: intermediate filament organization. Lineage: Eukaryota; Metazoa; Chordata; Actinopteri; Lampriformes; Lampridae. The record is from RefSeq and is a predicted model, not a curated record. The transcript has 7 exons. Bases 1 to 1323 code for a protein of 440 amino acids.
AUGCCUCUGCCCAGACGUCGCUCCUCCUUCCUGGGGCAGCCCUCGGCUGCCGAGCGCUCCUCCACCUCCGGCUCCUCCUGCACCAGGAUCGGCUCGGCCGGAAGCACCGGCGGCCCCCGAGGUGUGUUUGUGGGCACUGCCCCCACAGGUGGAGCCUCCAGCCUGGGAACCCGGGUGUCACGCCGCGCCCUGGGCAUCAGUAGUGUGUUCCUGCAGGGUCUGAGGAGCAGCACGGUGCCAGUCCUGCCUCGGGCCGGUGACCGGGCCCAGCACGGUGCAUCUCAGGGCCUCAAUGGCUGCCUGAUGGAGUACAGGGACAAGGUCCGUGCGCUAGAACAGCUCAACCAACAGCUAGAGGAACAGAUACGACUCUGUCUGGACCGCAAAGCCUCCAGCGCCGGUGCCUGGGGCCCGCUGAGGAAAGACUGGGAGGACAUCUACAGACAGGUUAGUGAGGCCAUCCUGGACAACGCCAGACUCAUGCUGCAGACGGAGAACGUCCAAGCCAACGCCGAGGACUUUAAAGACAGGUAUGAGAACGAGCAGCCGUUCAGGAAGGCGGUGGAGGAAGAAAUCAGUUCUCUGUACAAAGUGAUCGAAGAUGCCAACCUGACCAAAGCCGACCUGGAGGACCAGAUGGAGAGCAUGAGGGCUGAGCUCCGAGACCUGGAACGAAACCACGAAGAGGAUGUCAGAGUCCUCUACCAGCAGAUGGCGGGUCGGGAGGUGGACGAACCAGACGCUCCCAUUCAGACCAGUCUGGACCAGAUCCUGGCCUACAUCAGAACCCACUGGGAGAAGGUCAUUGAGAGGAACCGCGCUGAAACAGACAACUACCUGGAAUACAAGCAGGCCGAGUGUGUCAGCGGGAAGCUGAGCCGUGAGGAAGAGGAGCUGGAGUCGCUGAAGACAGAAUGCAACGACGCCGGCUGUAAAAUCCAAAGUCUGCAGGCCGAAACCGAAUCCAUCAGAGCUCUGAAACGUGGGCUGGAGAACUCGCUGAGUGACGCCAAACACUGGCACGACAUCGAGCUGCAGAAUCUGGGCUCCGUCAUCGGGAAGCUGGAGGCCGAGCUGUCCGACGUCCGCAGCGACAUCGAGCAGCAGCGACGAGACUACGAAACACUGCUGAGCAACAAGCUGCGGCUGGAGCAGGAGAUCGGGACGUACCACGGCAUACUAGACGGGGAGGAGAGCCGCUACAGCCCAAACCAAGUCAUGUGCCCAGCCAACAUCUCGGAGGCCGAGGGGACUUUAUAUGAGGCUGAGUUGAACACCAACAUCAGUAAGACGUCUCUGGCUGCAGAAGGACAUGGUCAGUGA